AUGAGACAUCAGCUGCUCACCUCGCUUAGUGCGACCGUUCUCGGGCUCACUGCAACCGUAUCCGCCAGCCCGCUAAUGAAGCACGAUGAUUCUUGCCCACCUGGGUACACUGUGAGCGUGUACUAUGAGACCGUGGCUAUUGCCCUCACUACGACACCAAGCCCGACGCCUGCGAUGGCCGCAAGUGCUAUAAUCACCGAUACUUCCAUUGAAACACCGACUACUACGUACCACAAUGCUGUAUCGACUUCUUCUACCCUGACCUCUUCAUCUGUGGCUUCGAUCCCCGAGACCACUGUUCAAAACCAAGAGCAGGUUGCCAAUGUUGCUACAUCAACCUCGCAUGCUGUCCAGGAUCUGAUCCCUUCCACCACGGUGGCCCCUGUGGAAUCUUUUGCAACCUCAUCUGCCUCUACUAUUUCUACUAUCAAUGUAGAAACGUCUUCUUCUUCUUCGUCAUCCUCCUCGUCGACAUCCUCGUCGACAUCCUCUUCGACUUCCUCUGCGUCUUCGUCUAAGGAAACUGCCGGGACAGCAACCUACUACGGCGGUAACCUCUCAGGUGGAACCUGCUCCUUUUCUGACUACACAUUACCCAGUACUCUCUUUGGUACCGCACUGUCGAUUGACCAAUGGGACGACGCCGCCAACUGCGGCGCAUGUGUUGCUGUCAAGGGGCCUAACGGAAAAACCAUCAAAGCAAUGAUUGUCGAUCAAUGCCCCAGCUGCGCAACAAACCACUUUGACCUAUUCGAGGAUGCCUUUGGUGAGAUAGCAGAGAUAUCGGCCGGCGUCAUCGAUAUCGAUUGGGAGUACACCUCCUGUGAAUUGGAUGGUGCUCUGAAGCUGCGCAAUAAAUCUGGAUCAUCACAAUACUGGUUUUCCAUGCAGGUCGUCAAUGCUAAUGAGCCCGUUUCUGCACUCGAAGCUAGUACCGAUGGAGGUAGUACUUGGAUUGCUACUACCCGUACAUCUUACAACUACUUUGAGUACACUUCUGGCUUCGGUACGGAUACUGUUGAUGUGCGUGUGACAGGUAGUAGUGGAAACACAGUGAUAGUGGAGAACGUCUCGUGCUCUACUACCUCCGAGAUUAUCGCGGACUCAAACCUGUAA
Messenger RNA from Penicillium longicatenatum, 1116 nucleotides. Its product is annotated as putative extracellular cellulase CelA/allergen Asp F7-like. Bases 1 to 1116 code for a protein of 371 amino acids. The record is from RefSeq and is a predicted model, not a curated record. The transcript has 2 exons. Lineage: Eukaryota; Fungi; Ascomycota; Eurotiomycetes; Eurotiales; Aspergillaceae.